Molecule: messenger RNA, 843 nt
Organism: Talaromyces rugulosus
Lineage: Eukaryota; Fungi; Ascomycota; Eurotiomycetes; Eurotiales; Trichocomaceae
Exons: 1
Coding region: 1-843 (280 amino acids)
Molecular function (GO): hydrolase activity
Source: RefSeq, a predicted model, not a curated record
AUGCUGCCUUUGUAUCUCAUCUGGUUUUUCAACGUGGCUAGUGUGCACGUAUACGGUACUCCGCUAUCAAUGCCAAGUUUCCCCCAGCGAGAGACCAUGAAGCCCCCAAUCUUUCUUCUCGCGGGCGACAGUACUACGGCCACUCAGUCCUCCGGGGGAGGAGGCUGGGGUGAUGGUUUCCUCAACACCACGCUGUUUAAUGGUGCAUGCGGGGUAAACUAUGGUCACGAUGGCGCCACGACAGUGAGUUUCCGCAACGGCGGAGACUGGGAUAAUGUCCUCGAGAGAGCACAAAACAGCAGCUCGCGCCACGAUCCAUACAUCACCAUUCAGUUCGGACACAAUGACCAAAAGGCUUCUGCCAACAUAUCCAUUGAAGAGUAUACUUCGAAUCUGGAGCAAUUCGUCGAUGAAGCAAGAGCUGCCGGGGCAACGCCUAUCCUCGUUACGCCACUUUCGCGACGAAAUUAUGAAAAUUCCACCACAGGUACGUCAAGUAUCAUUCAGGAUCUUGCAAACCAGACGGUGGCCACCAUACAGGCAGCAGAAAACAGAGGCUGUAGCUGGGUGAACCUGAAUGCUGCCAGCACGGAAUAUCUUAACCGUAUCGGACCAACGGACGCGUUCACGUACAACCUUAUCUCCACAGACCACACGCAUUUGAAUUCGGAGGGAAGCAUCGUCUUUGGCAAUCUUAUGGCGGAUCUUAUCUUGGAGGACUUUGCUGAGUUGGGCCAUCAGGCAUAUAUCAAAGUCAAUGGAACGUUGACGGCAGAUUUCCUCGCGGGAAAAUAUUACUAUCCGCAAAUAGGCGAUCAGCAUAUGCCACAAUGUCAAUCUUGA